Menidia menidia (Atlantic silverside) is the source of this 741-nucleotide messenger RNA. NCBI's taxonomy places the organism in Eukaryota, Metazoa, Chordata, Actinopteri, Atheriniformes, Atherinopsidae. The record is from the annotation of a GenBank genome assembly.
AUGGACGUGCAGAAGCAGGUGGUCAGCAGGCUGCGGGCAGCGUUCCAGGCCGGCGUCACUGCGCCGGAGGAGUUUCGGCGGGCACAGCUGACCCAGCUGGGGUCUAUGAUCCGAGACAACGAGGAGCAGAUUGUGGCGGCGCUGCACAGAGACCUGGGAAAGCCCAAGUUUGAGGCCAUCCUCUCUGAGGUGGACAUAGUGAUGAACGAGCUGCACCACGCCAUCUCCAACAUGUCGGGCUGGAUGCAGCCCGAGUACGUGCCCAAAAACCUGGCAACAAAGCUGGAUGACUGUUUUGUCCAGAGGGAACCUUUAGGGGUGGUUCUGAUCAUUGGGCCGUGGAAUUACCCUCUGCAGCUUCUCAUUGCCCCCAUGGUUGGAGCCAUCGCUGCAGGAAACUGUGUGGUCCUCAAGCCCUCAGAGAUCAGCUCUGCCACAGACAGUCUAGUAAGCUGUGCCUGGUGGCAGGGACUAAGAGCAGGAGCCUCUCCCCCAGGAGAGAGGCUGGAGCUCAGCAACAGGCUGUUUAGUGCAUUAGAAGGGUCUUUCCAGAGCUGCUGCUCAUUUAAAGAACCCAAAAGUUGGAGUCUGGGUGUUUGGUCAGAGACAUCAGAGCUGGCCUCGCUCAACCAGAGUCCUGCCUCCACAGGACUGCUACGCAGUGGUAGGAGCCUGGGCCUGAUCCUGAUCCUGAUCCCGGAUCUGGGCCUUAUCUUCGACCUGGGCCUGGAUCUGGGUCCG